Molecule: messenger RNA, 717 nt
Organism: Prunus persica (peach)
Lineage: Eukaryota; Viridiplantae; Streptophyta; Magnoliopsida; Rosales; Rosaceae
Exons: 2
Coding region: 1-717 (238 amino acids)
Molecular function (GO): nucleic acid binding; zinc ion binding
Source: RefSeq, a predicted model, not a curated record
AUGCUGCAAGCACUGAGGAAAGAUUUUGAGACUCUUCAGAUGAAACAAGGAGAGUCCAUCAAUGACUAUUUUUCAAAAGCAAUGGCAAUUGCAAACAAGAUGAGUAUCCAUGGCGCGAAGAUGGAAGACGUGACCAUCAAGAUCAAUAGGAGUACAUAUGAGGAACAUGCGUUGAAAGUUUCAACAAAUAGUGAUUCUCUGGCAGCAAGAGGUUGUGAUGGUCGUGGUCGAGGACGUGGUAGAGGAGGCAGCCAUGGAAGAGGUCGAGGUAGCAAAGAUGGGAACAAAUCCAAUGAUGAUUCUGGGAGCAAAGACACUUAUGAUUCCGUGAGUAGCAGUAGAGGCUAUUAUAAUUCUGGAAGCAACAGCAGCAGAGGCCGAAGGCAGUCAUACAAUCAUGAUUCAAAUGUCGACAAGUCAAAUGUCGAGUGUUUUAGGUGUGGCAAUUAUGGUCAUUACCGGUCUGAAUGUUACACAAAUAUGAAUAAAGCAAAGGGUGCAAGGGCGAAUGUUGCAGAGAAAGAGAAAGAAGAUGAAGGGACUAUUCUAAUGGUGUGUCAAACUAUGAAAAAACCACAAAAGAACGUGUGGUACUUGGAUACAGGUUGCAAUAAUCACAUGUAUGGAGAAAAGUUAAUUUUCUCUGCCUUAGAUGAAAGCUUCACAAAUACAAUGAGAUUUAGAGAUGACACCAAAGUUUCUAUUUUGGGAAAAUGA